AUGAUGAGCAGCGGAGGGAUCGGGGUGCCGCUAGGCUUCCCCUUGGGCCCCACGUCUGUCAUCCAGGUCACGAACGUCUCCUCGGCAGUGACCAGUGAGCAGAUGCGGACUCUCUUCGGCUUCCUGGGAAAUAUCGAGGAGCUGCGCCUCUAUCCCCCGGACAAUGCACCUCUUACUUUUUCCUCCAAAGUAUGUUAUAUUAAGUUUCGUGAAGCAUCAAGUGUUGGUGUGGCCCAGCAUCUAACAAACACAGUUUUUAUUGACAGAGCUUUGAUAGUUGUGCCCUGUGCAGAAGGUAAAAUCCCAGAUGAAGCCAAAGCCCUUUCUCUAUUGGCGCCUGCUCCUACUAUGGCAAGCCUGAUGCCUGGUGCAGGGUUGCUUCCUAUACCUACACCAACCCCUUUGACUACACUUGGUGUUUCACUUGGCACUUUGGGGGCUAUACCAGCAGCAGCAUUGGACCCUAACAUUACAACACUGGGAGAAAUACCACAGCCACCUAUUAUGGGGAAUGUGGACCCAUCCAAAAUUGAUGAAAUCAGAAGAACAGUCUAUGUUGGAAACUUGAAUUCACAGACUACAACAGCAGAUCAGCUGCUUGAAUUUUUUAAGCAAGUUGGAGAAGUCAAAUUUGUGCGAAUGGCAGGUGAUGAGACACAACCAACACGAUUUGCUUUUGUGGAAUUUGCAGACCAAAAUUCUGUACCUCGAGCUCUUGCCUUUAAUGGAGUUAUGUUUGGAGACAGGCCACUGAAAAUAAAUCACUCCAAUAAUGCAAUAGUGAAACCUCCUGAAAUGACACCACAAGCUGCUGCCAAGGAACUGGAAGAAGUGAUGAAGAGAGUAAGGGAAGCCCAGUCUUUCAUAUCUGCUGCUAUUGAACCAGAGUCUAGAAAGAGCAGUGAAAGAAAAGGCGGUCGAUCUCGUUCCCAUUCCUGUUCAGAAUCCAGGUCUAGCUCAAAAUCCCGAUCUAGAAGGAAAAGAUCACACUCAAAACACAGAAGUAGAUCUGGCAACAGGUCACUCUCAAGACAUAAGGACAGACGCAAAUCCAGAAGUCCCCUGAAAAAACGGUCUAGAUCUAGGGAAAGGUGGAAAUCAAGAAGUCGGUCUUAUUCUCGGGACAAGAAAAGAGACAAAGAAAAGGUCAAGGAAAAAGAGAAGGCCAAAGAAAAGGAGAGAGAUCGAGACAAAGAGAAGGAGAGAAACUGGGACAGAGACAAAGAAAGGGAAAGAGAGCGAGAUAAAGAAAGAAACAGGGAUAAGGACAAGGAGAAGGACCGGGAGAGAGAGAAAGAGCGGCAUAAAGAUCGAGAGAGAGUCAGAGACAAGGAUAGGGAUAGAGACAGGGAUAAGGAUGCGGACAAAGAUAAGGACAGGGACAAGGACAGGGAAAAGGACAAAGAUAAUGAGAAGGAAAAAGACAGAGAAGAGGUAGACCAGAACAAGGAAAAAGAUGAUGUUAUGAAAGAGAGGGAGAAGGACAGAGAUAAGAUUAAGGACAAGGAGGGAGAUAAGGACAGAGGGGAAAAAGAGAAGGACAGAGACAAAGAAAAGGAGAAAGAUGAGAAGAAGGAGAAGAAGGAGCGAGAAAGAGAAAAAGAGAGAGAUGAUAAAAAGAAGAAAGAGAAGAGAUCCAGAACACCCCCAAGAAGCUAUAGCUCUUCAAGAAGAUCUCGUAGCUCCAGCAGAGAAAGGCGUAAAAGGAAGAGUAGAAGUCUCUCCAAGUCUCCUAAAACAACAAAAAAAAAGUCUUCACAAACUCCUUCUCCAACAAGAAACAAGAAAGAAAAAAAAAGAGAAAAAGAUAAAAAUAAUGAAAGAAGAGAAAGGGAAUACUCCGCCUCCAAGAAAAAAAUUAGUAAAGAAAAAGAGGGAAAGGAGAAAUCUGACAAAAGCACCACUACUUUGAAGGACAAAGAUCACACUGAAGAGGAUCUGAAUUCAGAAACUGACAAGGAAGUAGGCAAUAGAGAUACAGAAAGGACUGAUGAAAUCAAACUACAACAGAAUGGGAACUGUCAACCAAAUGAUGAAAACCUCUCAGUUAAAAUGGAAGAGUUUUAA
Messenger RNA from Neopelma chrysocephalum (saffron-crested tyrant-manakin), 2067 nucleotides. Its product is annotated as splicing regulatory glutamine/lysine-rich protein 1-like. Gene Ontology annotation, cellular component: nucleoplasm. Gene Ontology annotation, molecular function: RNA binding. The record is from RefSeq and is a predicted model, not a curated record. The transcript has 12 exons. NCBI's taxonomy places the organism in Eukaryota, Metazoa, Chordata, Aves, Passeriformes, Pipridae. The coding region runs from base 1 to 2067 and encodes 688 amino acids.